Messenger RNA from Alnus glutinosa, 2000 nucleotides. RefSeq lists its product as uncharacterized. NCBI's taxonomy places the organism in Eukaryota, Viridiplantae, Streptophyta, Magnoliopsida, Fagales, Betulaceae. The record is from RefSeq and is a predicted model, not a curated record. Gene Ontology annotation, molecular function: transcription coregulator activity. Gene Ontology annotation, biological process: regulation of DNA-templated transcription. The transcript is spliced from 4 exons. Bases 502 to 1725 code for a protein of 407 amino acids.
AUACUUUCAUUAAAGUUCGAAUCUUUAAUAAUUGUUAGCUAUUCCCCGUAUGAGAUUAUCUGUAAAAAAAAUUUUUGACUGUAAAGCUAUCUGUUCAUUAAAAACUUUUUUUAUAUUUAUUGUCCAAAUUCGGCAGGAAAAUUGCUGGAUUCCUUGCCACAAGAAAUCUAAGAAAAAAGAUAUAAUUGAGUUUCAUUACCAAAAAUAGACAAAUUAUUCAGCUUGUGACAGGCUGACAGCAGGGAAAGAAAAGAGCAAACCAGAGAAAAAGCCAAACCCAUCCGGUCUCAUUUCCUGCUUGUUUAAAAAUCCUGGCGGUACUGCAUUUUGUUCAGAGUUUCUGAAAGAGUCAUAAGUAAGAAGGAAAAGGAAACCCAACAAAAAAAAAAAAAAAAACCAGAAACCACUAUAACUGCUAAUAGAGCCUUGGCCUUUGUUUCUCUUUCAAGAGACAGAGCUCCCCCAAACCCACCUUCUGUUUCUCUGAAAGAAGUUGUGAGGAUGCCUAGACCAGGCCCAAGACCUUAUGAGUGCGUUAGGAAAGCUUGGCACAGUGAAAGGCAAAAACCCAUCAGAGGUUCUCUCAUUCAAGAGAUUUUCAGGGUUGUCAAUGAGGUUCAUAGCUCGGCUACUAAAAAGAACAAAGAAUGGCAAGAGAAGCUCCCUAUUGUUGUGCUCAAAGCAGAAGAAAUUAUGUACUCCAAAGCCAAUUCUGAGGCUGAAUACAUGGACCUUAAAACACUGUGGGAGCGAACGAAUGACGCCAUUAAUACAAUUAUUAGACGGGAUGAGAGUACCGAAAAUGGAAAGCUUCUCCAGCCUUGUAUUGAAGCUGCUCUAAAUUUGGGCUGCACGCCAAGAAGAACAUCAAGGAGCCAACGGAAUAGCAACCCAAGGUGUUAUCUGAGUCCAAGCACUCAAGAGGCCUCCGGUGUUACUAAUGUCACAGUAGAGAAUUCUAAUCAAGGGACUUAUACUGCUAAUCCGAAGUACAUAUCUCAUUAUCCAAAUUUUGCAAAACCCACUAUGAUUUCUACAAAUCCAAGCCCUGUUGCCCUAAACAAUGAUUGUGCCUCUAACAAGCCUCCCUUUGCAUCUGAGAAUGUUCAGCCAUCUAGUAAUAACCCCAGCUUACAUAUGGAAAACUAUCCAGCAUCAAACUUUUAUUCUGUUUAUCCUUUGUAUUAUGGAAAUCGCCGACAGUUUGAAGAACCUCGGCCUGGUUUUGGAAUCUCUAAGUUGACUUCUAACAUUUUGGAGCCUGCCAAGAUGGGUGUUGAGAACCCCUUUUGCUGUAAUGUAGAUGCUUCCUAUAAGAUGACCGAAACUAAUACAAGGAGAACUCCUGAGAAUACAUUUAAUAGCGUCUGUGAUCUAUCAUUGCGAUUGGGUCCUGUCCCUGUUACAUGCCCGAGUGUUGGAAAGAUUAAGCUCCAAGAUGUUGAAGAUGUUGGUUCUGGUACUUCUCCAAAUGGAAGCAAGUUUAUUGGUCAGUCACCACAGGUGGAUAAAAAGUCCUCUUUCUUUCCUGGGGGAAAUGUUUAUGGACCAUCAGACUCCUGUCCAAGUAAAUGGAGUUUUGAGGGUAAAAGUAGGAAUGUCGAAGCAACAAUGAGAAAGCGAAAGGCAGAUUUUAAUCAUCCUGUGGAGGAUCAGCAGUUCUUUUGGCAGCCAAAGCUUCCUUGUAGUCACUUAACUGGAAGUAUGAGAAAUGCAGGUUCGUAGACUGACUCUUUGCUAAAGUAAGUAAUUUCAGAUCUUGAUGUGGAAGCUUUCUCUGGCAAUGUUGAUAUGGUCAAAUUAGAUUGUGAUGAGUUGCUUUUUUGCAAUGAUGCAACAAAGAUUGUAAAAAUGUAAACAGACUUAAGUUUUAAGUUAGACGUACGUGGACAAACUAACUGAAGAGGCUUUUUAGAUGUGCAAUGUACAAAAGAAUCUUUUGUGUGACUGUUGCUGGUUCUAGAAUAUGGAAAUAUAUGUCAUGAAUCCUAAUAGACUUA